AACGUAAUCGAAAUACUGUAUUCGUUUUCACUGUCAUUCUCGUUUUCUUCGUCUCAAACCCCCUUUCGCAAUCUCUCUCUCAAUAACACCAUUUUCCACUGCACUGCUACGCAAAUCAAACACAAGAACAAGAAAAAUUAAUCUCUUCCAAUUGGAUUAUUUGAUUCUCCUGUCGUUUAUUAUUAUUAUCAUCGUCGUAUGAGAUCAACUUCAAAUUCACUUCUUUCAGUUUCAACAGCGCGUACCCGUUUGAUACAGAUGAAUGUCACUGCUAUGGAAAAUUUCACUUCAAUCGAAGAAACUGAAGUCAAAUUUUGAAGGAUCAGGCAAUCUCGUUUCUUCCUAUCGAUCCGUUUUUUUGGAAUUUCUGCAAUGCACCGUGUGGGUAUUGCAGGCAGUGCCUCCAAUUCAGUUCGUCCUCGCAAGGAGAAAAGAUUUACAUAUGUAUUAAAUGAUACAGAUGACACAAAGCAUUGUGCAGGUGUGAAUUGUUUGGCUGUAUUAAAGCCAUCAAAACCAGACAACUCAAGUUACCUCUUCACAGGGAGCCGAGAUGGAACAUUAAAAAGAUGGGCAUUGACAGAUGAGGAUGCUACAUGCUCAGCUACCUUUGAGUCUCAUGUUGAUUGGGUCAAUGAUGCAGUCCUUGUAGGAGGGAAUACCCUUGUAUCAUGCUCCUCAGAUACUACAGUCAAGACAUGGGAUUCUUUUUCUAAUGGAACUUGCACAAGGACUUUUCGCCAACACACAGAUUAUGUCACUUCUCUUGCUGCAGCAGAAAAAAAUAGCAAUAUUGUUGCAUCUGGUGGAUUGGGUGGUGAAGUGUUCAUAUGGGAUCUUGAAGCAGCACUUGCUCCCCUCACCAAGUCCAGCGAGGCAGCUGACGAGGAUCGUCCAGGUGGCACCAAUGGGUCAGGAAGUUUACUACCAGUUACUAGCUUACGUACAAUAAGCUCAAACAACAAUAUUACAUUGCAAACAAAUGCACCUCAAGGAUAUGUUCCUAUUGCUGCUAAAGGACAUAAAGAGUCUGUUUAUGCAUUAGCAAUGAAUGAUACUGGAACUCUUCUUGUUUCUGGUGGAACAGAGAAGGCUGUGCGUGUUUGGGACUCAAGAAGUGGCUCAAAGAUGAUGAAGCUUAGAGGGCAUACAGAUAACAUUAGGGCUUUGCUUCUUGACUCCACAGGAAGGUUUUGUUUAUCAGGAUCCUCGGAUUCUAUGAUCAGAUUAUGGGAUCUUGGACAGCAAAGAUGUGUGCAUUCAUAUGCAGUUCACACAGAUUCUGUUUGGGCACUUGCUAGCACUCCUACAUUCAGUCAUGUGUAUAGUGGUGGAAGAGAUCUUUCUUUGUACUUAACGGAUCUUUCAACAAGGGAGAGUAUACUUCUUUGCACAAAAGAACAUCCAAUUCAGCAACUAGCAAUGCAUGAUGAUGGUAUUUGGGUUGCAACAACAGAUUCUUCUGUUCAUAGAUGGCCUGCUGAAGCUCAAAAUCCUCAAAAGGUGUUUCAUAGAGGUGGCUCUUUCCUAGCUGGCAACUUGUCUUUUUCAAGAGCUAGGGCUUCUUUAGAAGGAUCUACUCCUGUUCCUGUUUAUAAAGAACCAAUAUUCAGUAUUAAAGGAAUUCCAGGAAUCGUGCAAUUUGAAAUUAUGAACAACAGACGACACGUUUUAACCAAGGAUAAUGCUGGUUGUGUAAAGCUUUGGGAGAUCACUAGAGGUGUUGUCAUCCAAGACUAUGGACAGGUGUCAUUUGAAAAAAAGAAGGAAGAACUUUUUGAGAUGGUCAGCAUUCCCGCUUGGUUCACUAUAGAUAGUAGACUCGGAAACUUAUCUGUCCAUUUGGACACCCCACAGUGUUUUUCAGCAGAAAUGUAUUCUGUUGAUCUUAACAUCACCGAAAAAGCUGAGGACGAUAAGGUUAAUUUGGCAAGGGAGACACUGAAAGGACUAUUGGCACCGUGGCUGUCUAAAAAGAAACAUAAAUUUGGUCCCCAAAGUUUGGCCAAUGGGGAAGUGCCACCUGUCAGGGAUAGGGAUAGGGAUGUUUCUUCUAGAAGCAUUACACUCUCAAAAGUUGAAGUAGAUGGAAACAGUGAAAACGAUUCUUCAGUUUACCCUCCGUUUGACUUUUCAACUGUAUCCCCACCUUCUAUUAUUACUGAGGGCUCACAAAAUGGUCCAUGGAGGAAAAAAAUUACUGAAAUGGAUUCUACAGAAGAUGAAAAAGAUUUACCUUGGUGGGUCCUUGAUUGUGUUUUACAUAAUCGUUUGCCCCCUAGGGAACACACCAAGUGCAGUUUUUAUUUACAGCCGUAUGAAGGGUCAACGGCUCAAACUGUGACACAAGGGAAGCUUAGUGCACCUCGUAUCUUAAGAAUACAUAAGGUUGUUAAUUAUGUGGUGGAAAAGCUGGUUCUUGAUAAACCAAUGGAGAGCUUGGCGAUUGAUGGAGCUUUUGCCACUGGAGAUGGAUCUUUUAGAUCUGGAAUGAUAAAACCAUGGCAAAAACUUAAGCCUUCAAUAGAAAUUUUAUGCAAUAAUCAGGUCUUGACACCUGACAUGAGCUUAGCUACUGUUCGUACUUAUAUAUGGAAAAAAACCGAAGAUCUUGUUCUCAAUUACCGAAUUGUUUCCGGAAGAUGAAUUUUAUGUAUCCAGAGAGGUACUCUUGUGAGUGAUUUUGAGCUUCCAAGAUUCUUGGAGCAUACACGAAGAACCUCGGGUCAAAUUCUGGUCAAAGAGCUAUCGAGUAUAAAAGAAAUAGCAGAAGAAGAUGAUGUCAGAAAACCACCACAUUGUUUAGUAGUAUCUAUAACAACAUUGUCACACAUGCCAACCAAGUAAGUUUGUGUUUUGUACAUCUUAUUGAUGUGUUAUUAUUUUUGUCUGUUGUUUUGUUUUCAAUGGCUUUACUUAAAACUGUCUGUUUUUUUUAGAAAUAGAACUAGUAUUAUGGGUAUUUGGUAUGUAACCUACAGUUGACCACAAACAUUAAUUUUAAACCCUUGUAGGAAAUUUUUGCA
Messenger RNA from Lactuca sativa (garden lettuce), 3026 nucleotides. RefSeq lists its product as uncharacterized. Gene Ontology annotation, biological process: double-strand break repair via homologous recombination. The record is from RefSeq and is a predicted model, not a curated record. Gene Ontology annotation, molecular function: ubiquitin binding. Lineage: Eukaryota; Viridiplantae; Streptophyta; Magnoliopsida; Asterales; Asteraceae.